AUGAAUAUCAUUAACAAAAGACCGGUCCAUCGUCCUCGUCACGUCCGCAAGUUCCUUUAUGUUCUUUGGGAGAUUCAAGUGAACAAUCGACCUCUCCCAGCGUAUAUGGUUCUGGCAGCAAAGCACCUCCUCCGCACCACCAGGCUUUGCAACCAUGUCACCAUUGUGGUCGAGUCAAGCGACUACAGGCCACUCGACACAUAUCUCGACUCCUGUCCCCUCUUCCUCUUCUCACAGUUGGAGGCCCAACAUCUAACACAAGGUCCUAGCGUUCGGAUACCCACCCUACCAGUUCCGGCUCUUAUCCUGCCGUAUCUGCCAACUGGCGACGAAGAAGUCGUUCUCUAUCCGACACUGUUCAGCUGGCAUUGUGCCGUACGACACCGCACUUACCACGUGUUUGCGUUCAUCCAAGUCAACAUGUCUGCUCGCCGAUACACCAUCGACGAGCUGAAGAAGCUCCACCAGCCUUCCAUCGGCAGUGCUACGCUCAAGUUUUCCGGUAAUCCCGAAGUUGGAAACAUCAUUCGAGGCUCAGGAAGCGAGUCGUCCGACAACAAACCGCAUCUGGUCCACACACCGAGACACUGGGACGAGUCUUCGGUUGCUUCUGAGGAAGUCUUGUUCAAGGGCAACGCCAGCCGCCGCGCCCACCGCGAGGCUACUCGUGAUCUUCACCGCGACAAGACCCAUCAUACAGUCCGAGAGCCUAAGCGUGAAGCCACGCACCGUCACAUCGCCACUCAAUUUGUGGAAGACUCCAACGCUUCAAACGACGGCGACUGGGUGUACCGUGGCCGCAGCGACUCGGACGUCGCUUCAACCGAACCCAUUUCAGCCCCCGGAGGGAAGGUAACUCAGGCUAACGAAGGUUUCAAGCGGUUCUACAAAGCCGUUGUGUCACCUACUCACGUUCGGGUUACCGCUGGAGGACGUAUUGUUCCCAACACUCGCGGUCCGCCCUCGCCGACUGCCAAGCGCUCAAAGGAGAGCGGCCUCGACGAGAACCACGGGCUCUCCGAGAAGACAGUUCAGUCCAAGCCGUCGCUGGGCCAGAUGCGCUUUACUCAGCCUUUCCCCGUCAUUGCGCCAUACUUCCCCGGCUGCCCUCCUGGCUUCCAAGCUAUCCCCGCUGGCAUGCCGUUCAUGCCCAUGCCCUACGGUGCACAACUUCCCCCUGGAUUCCAGUUCAUGCCUCAGGCUUUCAACUCUGCCGGUAUGGCCCAGAUGCCCCACAACAACAUGGCAAACAACCAGGACGUCAACGGUGCACAGCCUGCAGGUUCGCAGGCUCAGACUGCUACCGCGGGUGACAAGAACGACAAGGUCAAGAUCACUCCUCCUGAGUUCUUUGACCCGAGCAAGCCGUUCAUGUUCAACGGCCAGUAUUUCAUGCCCACUCCACCUGGUGCAACGGCUAACCAGAUGGCUGUACCUUCCAUGGUUAGUGUCCCUUCUGGCGUGACGGGCAUGACUGGACAUUUGAUGCAGCAAUUUCCCGGCAGACCUGGUGGCGUCAUGGGCGCCUUCUCCAUGUCCAACCAGGCAGUUCAAGGCUCAACCGGUGCUCCUGGCAUGAACUACCAAGGCUUCUCGGUUGCCAACUACAAGCCGCCUCCGAUUCCCCCGGUCAUUUCUUCCAUCAAGCCGAGCGACAUCACCAAGAAGCAGAUUGCCGGCUUCAAGCAGUCUCUCAAGUACCAUGAGGAUCAGCUUCAGUACAACCGUCACCAGAUUGACGAGAAGGAGAUGGAGGGAGCCAUCCAGAACUAUCGCGAUCUCAUUCAACGUUUUGAGGUCAAGCUCAAGACCGAGCUCGAGUAUGAGCAGUCGGUUCUUGGCCAAUCCGAGCCCAAGGACAAUGCCACUACCGGAUCUCAAACCCCCAAGGCUUCCAAGGUUGACAGCAAGCCUGCUGUUGCUGAUGACAGAAACUUCUCUCAGCCCAUGUCAUCUCUGACCGAGAGCCAGUUGAACUCCAAGUUCAACAACAAUGCUGCCAGUGAAUACACCGAGGAUGAGGAUUCUCAGCCGGAUUUGACCCAUCGCGACGACUAUGGCGAGAUUAGGAUGAAGUUCGACCCCGAGGACUCCAUGACUUUUGAGGAGUUCCAGAAGAUGACUGCGAAUCUGCCCCCCGCGGCUGCCGCGGCUCCCGCUUUUUACCCUGGCCGCUUUCGUUCGCUCUCCGAGCUAGAGAGGGCUAGGAUGGAAUCUGACAGACGCCUGUCUGGCAUUCCGGUUGAGGACCCGAUUCCGCCCCCUCCCAUCGACUAUGUGGAAGGUUCUCAGUCCCAUUUUCUCGGCAUUCCCAGCCACGAGAAUCUGAGCUACUUCGGCAACAAGUCAAGCACAACUGGCUCAAACUACGGCGUUCCUUACCUCCUCGGAGCCCUUCCCAAGAACAUCGAUCCUCGCAGUGCCACCUCCGAGGAUUAUGUGUACAGCAGACCCUUGACCCAGGAUGAGAUUCGUGCUCGCUGGCUUUUCCAAAACAACGCUCCCAAGGAUGUCAGCAAGGGCCUUCCCGGAUAUGAUGGCAAGCAUUUUUACCCUGCUGCUUCCUCAUCGGUUGCCGAGUCUACUGUCCCCGACAGCCCUCAGAUGCGCUCGCCUCGUUCUGGCGGUACUGCUAGGCCCGAUGAGUACCGUCUCACCCGCUCAGACCCUUUCAGGCCCUGUGACCCAUUCCACAGGGGCGAGCCUGCUUCGACCUUGGGCGACGAGGACGACUAUGGUACCAAGGGCUAUGAUUCCAGGAUCUACAGUCAGUCCGACAACAUUCAGCCUCACAUUGAUGGAUUCCACCCCCGUGAGCCGACUGCCGCCUACGAGUCUCGCGAGAGCAGCCUCGAUGCUCAUUCGAUGGCUCUUCAGGAUCGCCAGGCGGAGAAUGUGUCUGGCGGUGCCAAGCUCUGGCCGGACAUGCUGAAGAAGAGCGGUACCAGCAGUGCCUUGUCUUCUGCUACCGCUACCGGUUGGCUGCCUGCUUACCAGAAUUCCACGAUGAUGUCUUUCCCUUCCAGCAACGAUCGUUCGCACAGAGUUGUUCCUUCCCCGGACAAUGAUUGCAGUGACGGAGGUGCAAUGCUCACUCCCCUUCCUGAGAAGCGUGGAGAGAACCGCCCCCUGCAGCAUGUCAGCUCUCUGGACGAUCAGUUCAAGAACGUCACCAUCGAGGCUUCUGACCGCCGCAACAUGAACAAGAUUCCCGCUCCCUUCAACCUCUAA
This is a messenger RNA of Neurospora tetraspora, 3231 nucleotides long. RefSeq lists its product as uncharacterized. The transcript is spliced from 2 exons. The record is from RefSeq and is a predicted model, not a curated record. Bases 1 to 3231 code for a protein of 1076 amino acids. NCBI's taxonomy places the organism in Eukaryota, Fungi, Ascomycota, Sordariomycetes, Sordariales, Sordariaceae.